Capsaspora owczarzaki ATCC 30864 is the source of this 3714-nucleotide messenger RNA. RefSeq lists its product as hypothetical. Gene Ontology annotation, biological process: regulation of intracellular pH; bicarbonate transport; transmembrane transport. The transcript is spliced from 2 exons. NCBI's taxonomy places the organism in Eukaryota, Filasterea, Ministeriida, Capsasporidae. The coding region runs from base 26 to 3571 and encodes 1181 amino acids. Gene Ontology annotation, molecular function: sodium:bicarbonate symporter activity; monoatomic anion transmembrane transporter activity; solute:inorganic anion antiporter activity. Gene Ontology annotation, cellular component: plasma membrane. The record is from RefSeq and is a predicted model, not a curated record.
UUUUUUUUUUUCCGUUUUCUCUGCGAUGAGCUUUCGGCGCUUCCACGACGACUUGGACGACGACGCGCUCGACGAUGUUGAGCCAAUGCAGCUGAGCGAAGGCGCAACGACGCCCAGGCUGCAGUCCAGAGCAGGCAGCGUCGUCCACCGCGACCCGUUCGAUGCGACAGGAGCACCCGCGUCCGCUGGAAUGGGCGGAGUCCCUGCUUCAGCGUCCGUCAGCGUCACAUCGGAGGACGGGCUGCUGGCUUCUGCUGCAACCCGAUCAUCGCAGCAGCAGCAGCAGCGAGGAGGCCAAUCCAGCUCUACCGCUACGACGCCUGGACUCGGCUCAGCUGCUACGACGACGACCGCCUUCCCGUUCCAUGCUGCAUCUGGCGCAAGUUCGAGUGCGAGUGCUGCUGGUGCAAGUGCCAGUGCGGGCCUCGCGCCCUUCCCGACAAACGCCGUGCUCGCGCCUGGGAACGACGCUGUCAAUCCCUAUUACGUGGACCGCACUGCGUCGUCGCGCACUCACACGCGGCCAGUAACGCCAUCGCGAGGACUGUCGAACGUGUCUGCUCCAAUGCAGCACAGCCAAGACGAGCUCGCGCUCAAUCUCGCAAUGGACCUCGACGAUGAUGCCGCCGCACGGGCCGCUGGUCAAAACAUUGCGUCGCAGUCCCAGUCCCAGUCGCAGUCGCAGUACGCACCAGACAUGUCUCCAUUCAUCAGCAGUGGUGGUGGUGGUAGCGGUGCUGGAAACGACGCCCGUGUCUCGGGUGCAGGCGUCUUUGCAUCGCAGUCGAGCGACCAAGGCCAGCCGUCAUCGACGCUCUCGCGGUUGAACAGCAGCCCUGCAGUCGCUUCGGGGUUCUCCUCCACUCUCCCUCCGUCGUCUGCAUUUGCACGCAUUGCUCGCUUGCACCGCCAGCAAAGCGCGUCGCCCGCAGGUCGCGGUCCGAUUUCGCCUCGCUUGGCCGGAGUCGACUCAACCAUGCCCGACGAAAUUCUCGAGGCGGACGACAUGCUGGCAGACCCCAACCAGGGGCAGAACGGUGGCGAGGAGCCUUCUCGCUCCAAGCUCUAUGUCGAAAUGGAGGAGCUCAGGCACGACUCGGCCGAGUGGGCGCAGAAGGCGCGCUGGUUGCGGUACGAGCAGUUGAUUGACGACCAAGGUGACAAGUGGGGCAAGCUCCACCUCUCGGUCGUCUCGAUUCGCUCCUUGUUUGAGCUCCGUGCGGGUCUGAUGACUGGCACAAUGCUGUUUGACAUCCCCGCCAAAAACCUGCAGGACAUUGUGGAGGUGGUUGUCGACUCGAUCGCGCUCGACUAUCGCCUGGACGACGAGCAAAACCAGGCCAUCAGCGAAGCCCUUGCUCUGCCUCACAGCCAACAGCACAAAGACAUUAACAAGCAGCUGCUGGACUGGAUUGAGCACCUCAACUCGACUUCCAAGGGCCGCAAGUCGCACUUUUACGAGGCCUUCAAGCGGCGUCAGCGCCGAACCAGCCUGCGCUUGGAAGAUAUGGAGGCGGGCACCUUGGCGUCCCCAGGGCCUCGCUCUGCGUUCAACUCGCGCAACCGCGCAGACGGAAACACGCGUGCCGUGUCGCUCGAGGCGGCCCACAUUCUCGUGUACAGCAACGAGUUCCUGACCCACACCGUCACCGCGUUUGUGCGCUUCUUCCAAGGCGUCUCGCUCGGAGACUUUACCCGCGCGCCGCUCGGCGUGCGCUUCUUGUUCAUUGUGAUGGGCCCUUCGCACCGCCAUGCCGAUCUCAUCCAGAUUGGCCGCACCAUGGGUGCCGUCUUUUCGGAUCCAGAGUCGCUCGAAGUCCUCCACGCCGCGCACGAGCGCGAGCCGGUGAUUGAGCAUCUGGACAACUUUAUGCGUCGCGGCACCAUGAUUCCUGGCGAGUGGGACCGGAAGAUUAUCAUUGGCCCGCCACGCGCGACGUACGAGUCGUCUCUGUCAAACAACUCCCAAACCACCGCUCCAGUCAUGGGUACGCUCCAGGCCCGGCCUUUGGCCAAAGCGCAACUAAAGCGCUCUGGCCGCAUCUUUGGCGGCCUCAUCAACGACGUGCGCAACCGUCUCCCGUACUAUAAGAGCGAUUUCGUGGAUGGAUUGAACUUUCAAACACUGGCCGCCGUUGGCUUUAUCUUUUUCGUGUGCUACGCCGCCGCCCUGACCUUUGGCGCCAUCAUGGGCGAAAAGACGGGCAACCAGAUUGGCGCGCUGGAGAUGGUGGUCGCGACUGGCGGCUGCGGCAUUUUCUUUGCCUUGUUCUCUGGCCAGCCCCUGAUGAUUCUCGGCGGCACGGGUCCGUCGCUGAUUAUAACGGAGCUCAUCUACAAGUUCUCGCAAGACAACGACCUCGAGUUCCUUCCCUUCCGGUUUUGGAUUGGCUUUUGGGUUUUCGUUCUCUGCGUCAUUUUGGUGGCCACGGACGCAUCCUACAUUGUCGUCUAUGUCACGCGGUUUACCGAGGAGAUUUUCGGCAUUCUCGUCGCGCUCAUCUACAUUGUUUAUGCACUGCAGUACCUUGCCAAGAUUUACAAAAACUUCCCCGUCGACUCCUUCACUGCUGAAAAUGCCAAUGUCGCAGUUGUAGCCACCAUCUUUAUGGUGUGCACCGCUGCUGUCGGCCUGACGCUGCGCGCGUUCGGCAAGUCGCGCUUCCUGACCCCCGGCUCCCGUGGCAUGAUUGCCAACUUUGGCAUUCUGAUUUCCAUCUUUGUAAUGGUGUGCGUCGACAACAUUUGGUUCAAGUCUGUGAACACGUCCUACCUGGACAUCCCCAGCAGCAUUUCGCCAACCUGCGGCCAGGACCCUCUGCCUGUCGAGUGCGGCAACUUUACACGUGGGUGGGUGGUCAACCCCCUUGGCAUGGAAAAGGACCUCCCUUCCUACAUUCCGGUCGCGGCCAUCAUUCCCGCCGUCUUUGUGACGCUUCUCAUGUGCCUGGAGCAACAGAUCGCCGCCUGCAUUACGAAUCGCUUCAAAAUUGUCAAGCCCACCGGCUACCACCUCGACCUGCUCGUCAUGGGCAUCAUGGUGCUCAUCUGCUCGCUCCUGGGUUUGCCUUGGAUUGUCGCCGCAGCCGUCCGCUGCAUCUCGCACACCAACGCAUUGUCCGUGUACACAAAGUACACGGCGCCCGGCGAAGCACCGAAGGUGGAGCACAUUAUCGAAACGCGUGUUUCCGGCAUUUUGAUUCACGCGCUCGUCCCCAUGUCCAUUCUGCUGGCGUCCGUGCUACGCCUCAUCCCCAUGCCCGUGCUCUAUGGUGUGUUCCUCUACAUGGGUUUCUCUGCCAUGUUCAACGUCCAAAUGAUCAAGCGUGCUGCGCUCUUGUUCACUCCAGCAUCCCAGCACUCCAACGAGCCGUAUGUCGUGCACGUGCCUACGCGCAAGAUGCAUGUCUUUACGCUGAUUCAGUUUGUCGCGCUUGGAGUUCUGGCCGGCAUCAACUAUUCUCCUGCUGCGCUUGUCUUCCCCUUGCUUGUCGUCCUGCUUGUGCCCCUUCGACGUGUUUUAAUGCCCCGCUAUUUUAGCGAGCAAGAGCUGACCUACCUGGACAAUUAAAGGGGGGGUGUUUGGUCGUGCUGUUUUUCUUUUUUGUUUUCUCUUGUGGUAUUUCUGUUGGUGUGUUCCGUGUGGCUUUGUAUUUUUUUUUUCUUUUUGGGGCUCUGUAUUCUGUUGAAUUUGAAAAACUUGAAAAUACCGUA